Molecule: messenger RNA, 414 nt
Organism: Plenodomus lingam JN3
Lineage: Eukaryota; Fungi; Ascomycota; Dothideomycetes; Pleosporales; Leptosphaeriaceae
Source: RefSeq, a predicted model, not a curated record
AUGCUGGAGACCGAUGCGAAACCGUCCUCGAAAUCGACCUCGAAAUCGACCGUCUUUGCCUGCGCCGCCAUGUACCCGCACCGGUCACGCCCACCCUCGACUGUCGAACUUCCAAUGCAAACGGGAGAAAAGCCGCAACCGUGGCCAGUGCGGUCCUGGCCGGUAGCUGCGCUGCGAGGAAAAUUUCUCUCUCUGGCUCCCAGGAUAACCGAUGAUUGUGCGGCUCAACGCGCAUGGGGCUACUGGCAAGCAUGGAGUCCCCCAGCAAUCCCCUCGAGACCCCGACAUCCACCCACAACUGGAGCUGGGCCGUGCUCGCUGUUUAAUCACACAAAGAGUCAGGAGUCGGUGUUGGCCGUGCAUUUCCCCAAGGCUCAAGGCGUGGGCAUGGGCAUGGGCUUCCCCGGAAUCUGA